UCAGAUUCGGACAGCUCUCCCGCCCUUCAAGAGGCAAGCAGGAAAUCGCUCUUUUCUCCCGGAUUACUGACACGUCCAAAGUUACGAAAAGGCAUCGUCAUGAGCUCAAACAUACCAUCAUAUUCAACCACUAAUGACCAACUCGAUCCUGAGAAAGAGAAACGGUUUGCUGCAGCUGCACGUGAAGCUAACCGUCUCCCAGAGCUCCGGCUGAUCCUGCUGGGUUGGCGAUGGCCAGGUAAAAGCCUGACUGGCAACACCAUUCUGGGCCGUGAAGAGUUUCGUCUGGAACGUGCUGCCGAAUUCUGUGUGAAGCGCGAAACUGAGGUGGAUCAGCGCAAAGUAACAGUAGUCGACACUCCUGGCUGGUUCUCAUCCCAAAUAACACCGGCGGACUACCAGCAGGAGAUGGUCCGAAGCGUUACUUUGUGCUCACCUGGACCCCAUGCAUUCCUGCUGGUCAUACCUGUGGGCAUGUUCACAGAAACAGACCGGGCUCGUAUAGAGGAGAACUUAGCAUUUUUUGGGGAGGAUGUGUGGAAGCACACCAUGCUGGUGUUCACCUGGGCAGAGGUUUUAAAGGACAGGUCCAUAGAAAGACACAUACGAAGGGAAGGUCGUGACCUUCAGUGGGUGGUAGACAAGUGUAAGAAGAGGUACCAUGUCAUCAAUAACUAUAUUUUUGGUGAGCACCCACAGCUUCCCCAGCUGAUGGAGAAGGUUGAGAAGAUUGUAGUUGAAGAAGGUGAUUACUUUACCCUUAAGACAGAUGAAAUCAAUACACAAAGUCCAACUCAGAAUCUGAAUCAGAACACCAGUUCAUUGAAAGAGAACAGGGAGCUUGGCGCAAGACCCAAACAGAAUGGCUCCAGCAACUCGCUGCGGGCCAUGGACGUGGACCCUCCACACAGUUUGGCUGAAGGAGUGAGUGACUAAGGCUGAGAUAACCGUUCCAGUGCUGCUGUAUUCAUUACCUCAAUUCCCCUGCACUUAAAUUAUGAAACACCCACUAGCCACAUAUCAAUCCACCAGUCUAGGCAGCUUCAGGUUGUAGGGUUUACAGGUAAAUGUUCCUGUACUAUGUACUUCUUACCCAGAAAAUAUAAGAUGGUAACAAUACAAAUUAUUAUCAUCAAAGGUCGAAUUGGUGUUAGUAAAUCAGUUGUACAACAUUAAAACCAUUUGUAAUGAUGCUAUAACAUGCAGAUAUCGCUACUAUACACACUUUCCCAAGCAGCCAUGUCUCUACGCUGUUAUGUCUGAAGUAUCCACUGGUGCAGAGAAUAUUGAGGUAAUGGAGUCAUUAGUCAAACAGAAACCCUCAACAUUCAUUAAUUAUUUGCACUAAUGAGUUUAACACAAACUAAUAGCUUGUAAAAUGCCUCAACUAAUGCACUAAUAGUGUUAUCAGAGAUAAGAGUCUGUCGCAGUCACAUUAUUGUAGCAUUGAUUAGUUAUAUUGGUGACAGUUGCUAUGGAAUUAUAAAUUGUCCAAAACCGUGUUACAAUUCCCAAUUAUUUAACAUCAGAGUUAGCUGCUCUUUCAGUUAUUUAAGAUACAGCACAUGUUUGAAUGUUUUCUAAUGAUAUUAUUUUUCUAGUAAUAUCAUUGCUGUUUUAUUAUGCGUGUGUGCUUAAAUGAUUUUAAGUUACUGAUUUUUUUUUAGGAUUACUGUGAUAUUUUCUCUUGUAAAUUUGUUUCUUUCUAAAUGUCAGUUUCUCUCACAUUCUAUAUCAAGUGUACUUCAUUAUAAAUUGUUUCCUUUAACACUGUUAAAGUUCUGUCACUGACAAGAGUAUCAACAUGAGUGUCUGCUAUUAAUUGAUUUACAUGAAUGCAUUCCUUUCUAGAUCUGUUGAUGUUCCUGAAAGCCAUAAAAAUCUGCUUCCCAAAUGUCUGUGUGACCAUCUUAUCAGGAGCUGUUUUUCAAGUCUUUCAGUUGCCCUAACAUGUAAAGCUGCAGUGCAGUCACAUAUUUUAUGGUUGACUUUAGCCUUCAACAGAUUUGAUGCUGUUAGGGUAGGUUUUACCAAAUUGAAUCAGAAUUUGAGUCAGUCAGAUAACAUUGAAAUAAUCUCGCCCUUUACAUGUUUACAUAACCACUAGGUGGCGCCAUAAUUUAUCAAAAUAUGUGAGGAUAUCGGGGAUUGUUUUUACUGCCGUGGUCACGGGUAGGGCUAUUAAUAACUAUAAUUUUAUUCUGUAUUUAUCGGAGUAUUCAACAUUAAAAUAUUCAAACAUAAAAUAACAUGUGGGUAAAAAUAAAGACAACACAAUCAUGUUGAAAACACACAUCAGUUAUAAACCAGAGCUGUAGAAGGACAAAUCUAUAGUCCAUUAGAACCACUAAAAUUACAGAAACAUUUUUCCACUCCACUGUAGACCGCUUGUAUAUUGAAAUCAAUGUAUGGGCACUCUACCCAUAACCCUCUGCAGUGUAUUGACCAACAAAGCACCAAUCUCAGCAUUGUUUGAUGAUGAUAGUUUUUUGUUCUUUGUUAACAUCCUUGAUGGUAGCCUAUAAGUGGAUGGGUGUCCACACUUCUGCCUGGAAGUUAGAUAUCAGCAGGCUACUUAAAAGUUAAUAAGGAAAAGUUAAAACUCUUAUCAACAAAUGCAAACCAACUACAGAACUGUGUAUCUCUGUUUCAC
Onychostoma macrolepis is the source of this 2653-nucleotide messenger RNA. It is a transcript of the gene gimapl, whose product is annotated as GTPase IMAP family member 4. Bases 100 to 936 code for a protein of 278 amino acids. The transcript is spliced from 3 exons. Gene Ontology annotation, molecular function: GTP binding. Lineage: Eukaryota; Metazoa; Chordata; Actinopteri; Cypriniformes; Cyprinidae. The record is from RefSeq and is a predicted model, not a curated record.